This is a messenger RNA of Mobula hypostoma (lesser devil ray), 2105 nucleotides long. RefSeq names its product ena/VASP-like protein. Bases 225 to 1448 code for a protein of 407 amino acids. Gene Ontology annotation, biological process: protein homotetramerization; actin polymerization or depolymerization; positive regulation of actin filament polymerization. Lineage: Eukaryota; Metazoa; Chordata; Chondrichthyes; Myliobatiformes; Myliobatidae. The record is from RefSeq and is a predicted model, not a curated record. Gene Ontology annotation, molecular function: profilin binding; SH3 domain binding; actin binding. The transcript has 14 exons. Gene Ontology annotation, cellular component: cytoskeleton.
GGAGCUGUCGGCGGGGCGGGCGAGGGUGCGCGCGGGGAGGCGCGCGGCGGGAGCUGACAGCUGGGCUGUGUAAACACUGAGGAGACACCGAGCCGCUGGCAACACCGUGGCAACCGGCCCCUACCGCUCCUUGGGUGGACACAUUCACAUACCACACGCACACACCCUGCACAGAGACACAGAAUACUCUUCUGGAAAUGAGGAUUUAUCCUUUAUAUUAGGCCAUGUAUCCAACUGAAGAAAUCAGUGAACAGAGCAUCUGCCAAGCACGUGCCUCGGUUAUGGUCUAUGAUGAUUCAAGCAAAAAAUGGAUUCCAGCCAAACCUGGACAACAAGGAUUCAGCAGAGUCAACAUCUAUCACAACACCUCCAAUAACACCUUCAGAGUUGUUGGAAUGAAAUUACAGGACCAGCAAGUUGUCAUAAAUUAUUCUAUCGUCAAGGGACUGAAAUAUAAUCAAGCUACACCUACAUUCCACCAAUGGCGUGAUGCCCGCCAGGUAUACGGGUUGAAUUUUGCAAGCAAGGAAGAAGCCACAGCCUUUUCAAAUGCAAUGGCAUAUGCUUUGAAUGUGCUGAGCUCACAAGAUGGAGGUCCUGCGGUGCAACGUCAAAUUCAGGUCCAGAAUGGGCCACCCCCUGAAGAUCAGGAAGCACAGCGAAGGCAAAUAAUGGAACAACGACAUGAGCAAAUGGAAAGAGAUCGACGGGCUUCCAUGUCUGCUCCCCCAGUUCCUCCUGGAGGACCCCAUGCACAACCUACAUGCCCCCCACCUCUUCCUGCUGGUGGUCCCCCACCACCUCCACCACCACCAGGGCCUCCACCAGCUUCUGGAGGUGGACCACCUCCUCCUCCUCCGUUGCCAGCUUGUGGAAGCCCUGGAGCUAGAGGUGAUGAGGGACACUCAGCUUCAGGACUAGCAGCAGCAAUCGCUGGGGCUAAACUGAGGAAAACUAGCCGGCCUGAGGAUGGUUCUGGAAGUUCUAGUCCUGGGGGGGUGUCAAAAUCUGACACCAAUCGAAAUAGCUGUGGGGCAGCACCUUCUGGGGGAGGAGGAGGAGGGCUGAUGGAUGAAAUGAAUAAAUUACUAGCAAAACGGAGAAAAGCUGCCCAACAAACAGAUAAACCAAGUGACAAAAAAGAGGAGGAAAGCCAGAAUGAGGAUGCAAGCCUUUCACCUUCACCCAAUUCACGAGGACCUGGUGUGCAGAAUUCAACAGAUGCUGUUAAAAAGCCAUGGGAAAGAGCCAAUUCUGUCGAAAAGUCAGGAACGAUUUCAAGACUGAAACCUGGAAGUGUAACCUCUAACGAUGUGGCCGCAGAUGCCUUAGAUUUUGAUCGAUUGAAGCAGGAAAUACUGGAAGAAGUGGUAAAGGAGUUGCAUAAGGUGAAAGAAGAGAUUAUAGAUGCCAUUAGACAAGAAUUGAGCAGAAUCAGUACAACGUAAUGAAUUUUGCACUUCAGAACGUGAGAAGUCCUCAAAGGGAUCUGGGAAGAUGAGAGAUGGCUGGUUCUAUGGAGGAUAAUGUGGAAGAUAGACUAGGAGAGAAGCUAUGCACUGAAUGUCACAGUUGCUUUCAAAUCCUUCAUUGAAUAGUGGAUUCGACGUGCUCUGCUGCUUGCUGCCUUGGAUCUGCUUCACAUGAAAAGUCUUAAUAAUUUUCCAAAACAACAACAGAAACUCAAUGAUUUUUAAUACAACUUGUGAAUCUUAUUUUCUAGGUUUUACAGAAAAUUGCACAUCUGUUUUAUGUUAGCCUUUGUAUUUUUUAUUAGAUUAUUUAAAAGUUUACAUUACUUUUAGAUUGUGUUUUUAGAUAAGAGCUUAUAUAUAUAUAUACACACACAUAUACACACACACACACAUACACACACGCACAUACACACACACAAACCACAAAUCUUUUGCUUUUUGUAGGUAAAUACUUCAGUUAUUACUACCAGUAGACAUUUCCACAGUAUUAUUAACUCUUAUUGAAAAGUCUUUGCCAACAAAGAGAUCCUUGUAACAUCACUGAAAAGGCAGAAACUUGUACUAGUUAUAAUAUGACAAAGUAAACUGAUUUCUCAACCAAUCUUUCAAAUCUUAUUAAAACAAGGUACG